CAUUCUCUCCCUCCCUUCCGCCAGUGUUGGUAACGUUGGCAUCAUGGCCAACUCCUCGGGGCCGCUUGCGGAGCGGAGCGAAAUACACAAGUCAUGCAAGACCUUGGAGUCCGUCGUGAACAUCCUUAACGACUACUGCGAGGCCGCCAAUGCGAUUGUUGCUCUCCAGAAGAAGCUGGCAAAGGCGCUGCGGGAGUCGGCGGCGGUGAAAUGUGUAGCAGAGAUACCAGGCAACGCCUUGAUUACGAGCGCUACCAUCUUCGAGUCUAUGGCGGAGGUCGACUCCAAGUUCGCCAAGUUUGCGGACAAAGAGUGCGACAGCGUCAGCGCGGAAGUGAAGAAAUGGUUCAAAAAGCUUGCGAAAGAGGAACGGACGCAUGACGAGAAGAUUGCCUCCGCGAACCAGAAGAUCAAGCAGGCUGGCCAAAUCUAUGAGAGGAAAGCCAAGAAGUACCCUCGCGAUGCCGCAGAAGAGCACACACGGUAUAUGAACCUGCUCAGCACGCUAGGCCCUGAGGUCAAUAGGGAGAAAUACAACCACGCUUUACUUGUCACCCAGAAGCAUACAUCCACGAUGUACAAUUUGGCAUCCAGCUUAUCUCGCGUUGCAGAUGCUGAGUGGAUGCGCAGCUGCGAGAGUGUGCGGCGUUACUCCCCUACAAUCGGUCAGCUCGGACAAUGGAAGGCUCUGUGCGAAGGUGGAUGGAGCGGCUCGGUACCUCCUGACUUACCAGAUGGGAACGCCGCUGAGCCCUCCGCAUCUUCAUCCCAACCCACAGGGAGCAAGGAACAAGACUCCGAUGACUUGAACGGUAUCCGUGACUUGUCUACGCCCCUCUUGGAAAAGCCCGCUCCCGAGUAUACCUCACGCAACGCCUCAGAGCGGGAAUCUACGUCGCGCGCUGCCACCCCUUCAGGUCAGUCGCCCGCACCACCGCCGCAGUAUUUCCCUCCGACCCCUGCUGCGGAACCUACCGCAGACGCCAGACCAAAUUCAGAUACCACGAGCAAGGAAGCGGAGGAUCGCCCCGCCCCUCAGUCUGGAGUCGAGCAAUUAGUCAAUGCUGAUGAGCGAUCAGCUACCAUCGACGCCUUCCCCGCUCCGCCCACUCACUUCCCCAUGCCCCCCGCCAAUGGUAGCAAAUUCAACUCGAAUGCAAAUGCCGUCACAACGCCCUCCCCUACUUCUCCACCCACGCAGGAGAUUCAGAACCGUAGCGAAGCAACAAGGCUUGAUCUACCCGAAUCGUCCUCCCUCACGCCGUUCCCACGCUUCACGGAGUCUCCCACUCCGGAAAGUACGUCUGCGUUGACAGACGACUUCCGUUCUCCAGCUCCCACUCGUGCAGAGCCUCUCACGCCUCCCGUGUUCUCCAACUCGGUUUCGUCCUCCGAGAGUAAUUCUGAGCGCGACCGCGAACAAGGGCCACCGCCCUUCUCAUACUCUCAGACUAGCCGUCCAUCUCAAUCCUAUGCGUCUUCACAAGUCAGUCGUCCUACUGUAGACACGGAGAAGGGUGCCUUACGGUCGACGGCCGAGCAGGUAGCCACCCCUUCACCGAGUGUGCCUACCUCCUACAGAAGAGGCGACUACAUGGAGGAUGCAGAAUUCGGUGUCCGGCAAAGUUUAGAGUCGCCUAGGUUGCGUGCUGCCGAGCCGACACCUGGGAGGGUGUUAGAGCCGAACGACACUGGAAGGAGCAAUGGCAGCGUGGUCGCUGCUUUGCGCGAUCGCUACGCCCGAGGUCCGGGCCCCACAUCACCUCCUCCAGGACCAAAGUCUCCUCCACGAGAGCUUCCAAGGCUUCCUAUGAACGUGUCGGCACUUGCUAAUCGGUACGAACCGGCCAACGGACAGUCGAACCUCCAGCGGCAGGCCACAGGCUCUCCAACUCGCGAGAGAGUACGGACAUCGGCUGACACCUACAGUCGCAUGCCCGAACCGAGUUCGACGACGCUUUCGACUCCUUCCGUGUCGCGCUAUUCCGACGCGCCCCCGGCACCUACCACAGACGAGAUCGCUCUUCGGAGACAGCGUAUCGAGGAGCUCGAAGAACUCGAGCUGCGCGAACGCGAACAUGACCUGCGUAUGAAGGAGCGAGAGAUCGAACAGCGCGCGCGCGAACUCGAGAGAGAGCGCCUGCACCUCCUGAAUGCGCGUGGCGUGCGGAACGAUGGGUACAUCAGCGACGGAUCGCGAGCCACCAGUGGUCCCCGCAUCUCCACGACGCAGCGACCGACGUCGAUCGAGACGUCGCCGGGAUCACGGUAUCCGUCGUCGUACUCACAGAGCACGACUCAUCUCGUUCCUCCGGUGUCGCAGCAGACUUCUUCGAGUCGGACAGGCUCAAGUCAGCCCUCGUCUCCUGCGUCGCAACCAGCCGACCAUGCGCCGUACUGCGGCUGCGAGUCGUGUUCUGCGUCGAAGUACAAGAGCCGGGAUGUUCCUUCUCCGCGCGAUCUCCGUCCACCGGAGCCGCCCAUACAGCUGCGCCCUGAUAAACCAAAGGGGGGCUGGAUACGCCGCCUGAGCAUGCCUGUCAUCCCGAAUGCGUUUUCACUGGACUCGAAGAAGGGUGGCGUCGGGAUCGCUGGCGGACCGGCGGCUGGGUACCGCGGCAGUAUGGCGUUCGCCGACGAGGACGGACGUCUACGCACGGACUUGACCGGUGGGAUUAGGAAUCGGAGCUCGACGAACCUCGCGCGACGGUGACGGAUGCCCUUGUACGAGCCUCCUUCUACGACUGCUUAUGUCUGCUCGGAACUGUUCUGCUCGGCAGUUGAUACUUGUAUGCGUAUGCGUUAUGCGCUUCUAUUCGAUACCAUCUCACGUUUCUUGGCUUACCGCUCCGCAUUAUUACUGUUCAUCUAUCCUUUCUUAUGUAGUCUGCUGUCACAUUGCUCUUCGUUGAUACGGCGGUAUCCAGCUUGCGUCUCAACUCACUACUAGUACUCACGACGACUUCUUUGACGAUC
Dichomitus squalens LYAD-421 SS1 is the source of this 2976-nucleotide messenger RNA. RefSeq lists its product as uncharacterized. The transcript is spliced from 5 exons. Bases 44 to 2713 code for a protein of 889 amino acids. The record is from RefSeq and is a predicted model, not a curated record. NCBI's taxonomy places the organism in Eukaryota, Fungi, Basidiomycota, Agaricomycetes, Polyporales, Polyporaceae.